Messenger RNA from Pedinophyceae sp. YPF-701, 522 nucleotides. NCBI's taxonomy places the organism in Eukaryota, Viridiplantae, Chlorophyta, Pedinophyceae. The record is from the annotation of a GenBank genome assembly.
AUGUCGGAGAACGGCGCGGGGUACGACCGGGCGGAGAGCCCCGACAGGCGGGAUGCUCCCCCGCGCGGCGACCGCGGUGGCAGCCGCGGCGCGAGCCCGUCCCGGGAGAACGCCGGCGACGCGGAACCCAAGCGCGAGUUCGAGGACGAGAAGGAGCUGAACCUCAAGGCCUUCGUUGGGGGCAUCCCGCAUGCGUUCACGGACGAAGACCUGAACGCGGAGUUCGCGGAUUUCAACAGCACGCGUGCGGAGGUGAUGUGCGACAAGUACACUGGCAAGAGCCGCGGUUUUGGCUUCGUGUUCUUCUCCUCGGAAGAGGACCGCGCGGCCGCGAUCGAGGCCAAGAACAAGACCUUCAUGCAGGUGUGCUCCUCACGGGCCCGCGGGCUGCCAGCCGCGCCCGCGCGCACGUCCGCGGGGACCAAAAGCGCUCAGCAACCGCAGGCGCCGUUUCCUCGGCCACGGAGCCUCGCGGCCCCCACGCGCGUGAUCUCGCAGCGCACCGCGUCGUCCACGAAGUGA